This is a messenger RNA of Pygocentrus nattereri (red-bellied piranha), 10763 nucleotides long. RefSeq names its product kinesin family member 13Bb (gene kif13bb). The record is from RefSeq and is a predicted model, not a curated record. Gene Ontology annotation, molecular function: ATP binding; microtubule binding; cell adhesion molecule binding. The transcript has 42 exons. Bases 605 to 6640 code for a protein of 2011 amino acids. NCBI's taxonomy places the organism in Eukaryota, Metazoa, Chordata, Actinopteri, Characiformes, Serrasalmidae. Gene Ontology annotation, cellular component: adherens junction. Gene Ontology annotation, biological process: microtubule-based movement; regulation of protein localization.
GCUGCUGGGGUGUGAAAUGGCGAGCUGGAAAGUAAACAGGUGGAAGUUUCUCAUUCUUCAGCGGGAGCGCUGACAAAGCUGUCGAGAUUACGACUAAGUUCGUUGCCUUUUAAACAGUCAGUGUAAAAGGCGCCUGACGCCAAGUUUGUUUGCUUCUUGUUGUUGUUUUUUUCCUGUCAGGGUGACAGCUAACCGGACAGGCUAGCAGAAGGAGCUAAAUCUCUCUCGCUCUCUCUCUAUAUCUCUCUCUCUAUCUCUCUCUCUCUCUAUCUCUCUCUCUCACACACUCUUUGUCGUUCUUUCUCUUUUACGCCCUUUUCUCUGUCCGUGGACCUCCGGGAGAGCCGCGCGGCGCUUUGAGGUUUUUCGGUGAAUAACCGCCACCGUUAAGACCGUUAAGGGCAGCGGUGGCGAAGCUGAAGGCGGUGCAGCUCCGUAGGUUAAUCCUGCUGUUUAACACGAGUGGACUAUGGCAGGAAACGCGUUCAGCUGAUCGGUUCGAGUGGAAUAAGCAGGUCCGAAGUCACUUUACUCGACGACUGGGGCUCGUUACCUCUAACUCGUCCCACUGCUUUAGGGAAUAAUAAUAAUAGCCGCCAGAACCAUGGAUGACCCCAGUGUGAGCGACUCUAACGUGAAGGUGGCUGUCCGGGUCAGACCCAUGAACAGGAGAGAAAAGGACCUGAAGACAAAGUGUGUGGUGGAGAUGGAGGGGAACCAGACGGUGCUGCUUCCUGCGGGCAGCAACCUCGGAAAGGGGGACAGCAGGAAUCAACCAAAGGUGUUUGCAUAUGAUUACUGCUUCUGGUCUAUGGAUGAGGCGAACACAGCCAAAUUUGCAGGUCAGGAGGUCGUGUUCCAGUGCCUUGGGGAGAGUCUCCUGGAUAAUGCGUUCCAGGGCUAUAAUGCCUGCAUAUUCGCUUAUGGACAAACUGGCUCAGGGAAGUCAUACACUAUGAUGGGCUCGGCAGAGCAGCCUGGUCUGAUCCCGCGGCUCUGCAGCUCUCUGUUCCAGCGGACUGCCCAAGAGCUGAGGGAGGGAGAGAGCUUCACUGUGGAAGUGUCCUUCAUGGAGAUCUAUAACGAGAAGGUCCGAGACCUGUUGGACCCUAAAGGGAGUUCUCAGGCGUUGCGGGUGAGAGAACAUAAGGUGUUGGGUCCAUAUGUUGAUGGCCUGUCCCGUCUGGCUGUGACCAGCUAUAAGGACAUCGAGUCGUUGAUGUCUGAGGGGAAUAAAUCCCGCACUGUGGCGGCCACCAACAUGAACGAGGAGAGCAGCCGCUCGCACGCUGUCUUCAACCUCAUCCUCACUCACACACUGCGAGACCUGCAGUCCGGGACGAGUGGGGAGAAGGUCAGUAAGCUGAGUUUGGUGGACCUGGCAGGCAGUGAGAGAGCAACUAAAACUGGAGCUGCUGGAGACAGGCUGAAAGAGGGCAGCAACAUCAAUAAGUCUCUCACUACUCUAGGCCUGGUGAUUUCAGCACUGGCGGAUCAGGGAGCUGGAAAGAACCGGAGUAAAUUUGUGCCUUAUAGAGACUCUGUACUCACAUGGCUACUGAAGGACAGUCUGGGUGGUAACAGUCGCACAGCCAUGGUGGCCACAGUCAGUCCUGCCGCUGAUAACUAUGAUGAGACUCUGUCCACUCUGCGCUACGCAGACCGAGCCAAGAGCAUCAUAAAUCAUGCAGUGGUGAACGAGGACCCGAACGCCAGGAUCAUCCGUGAGCUGAGGGAAGAGGUGGAUAAACUCAAAGAGCAGCUCACUGAGGCUGAGUCCAUGAAGGCUCCGGAGCUGAAGGAGAGGCUGGAAGAGUCUGAAAAACUGAUCAAGGAAAUGACGGUUUCCUGGGAGGAAAAACUCAGGAAGACAGAGGAGAUUGCACAGGAGAGACAGAAGCAACUGGAGAGUUUGGGCAUUUCUCUCCAGUCAUCUGGUAUCAGGAUGGUGGAGGAUAAGUGCUUCCUGGUGAACCUCAACGCAGAUCCAGCACUCAAUGAGCUACUGGUCUAUUAUUUAAAGGAUCACACUUUGGUGGGCUCAGCAGACUCUCAGGACAUCCAGCUGUGUGGAAUGGCUAUUCAACCACAGCACUGCACCAUUGACAUCACUCCAGAGUCAGGAGUGAUACUCACUCCAAAGAGGAACGCUCGUACCUUUGUGAACGGCUCUCUGAUCUCAGCUUCAGUCCAGCUUCACCAUGGCGACCGCAUCCUGUGGGGCAACAACCACUUCUUCAGGAUAAACCUGGCGAAGACUCGGUCUCGUGCUGGACCUGAAGUAGAGGAGGGCGGGGGGAUGAAGGCUGCUCUGAGUGUGGAGCGGCUGGACGUGGACCUGGACAGAGUGAGUCAGGGCUCCAGUGAGGUCAGCUUCAACUACGAGUACGCCCAGACUGAGGUCAUGAUGAAGGCCUUGGGCAGCGACGACCCGCUGCAGUGUGUGCUGCAGUCCCUGGAGCGGAGGCACGAAGAGGAGAAGCGCUCUGCUCUGGAGCAUCAGCGGCUUCAGUACGAGGAGGAGUUAGAGCGCCUACGUCGGAGCUUGGGCACUGAAAGAUCACCGCAGAGAGGCAGUGUGGUCUUCCCUCUGAACUCCUCCCAGACCUCAGAGAGCCACCCACGCCAGGCCAGUGAUGACAGAGAGGCGGUGCUGGCCCGCAGUCUGAGAAAGCUCAGAGAACAGAUCGUCAGAGCGAACCUGCUGGUGCGGGAGGCCAGCUUCAUCGCUGAGGAGCUCAACAAGAAAACAGAAUACAGCGUCACCCUGCAGAUCCCGGCAGCAAACCUCAACGCCAACCGCAAGAGAGAUGCUGUGUUGAGUGAGCCUGCCGUUCAGGUGAGACGGAAAGGGAAAGGGAAGCAGAUCUGGGCGAUGGAGAAGAUGGAGAACAGACUGGUGGACAUGAGGGAGCUCUAUCAGGAGUGGAAGGACUAUGACGAGGACAAUCCCGUGAUGCGUUCCUACUUUAAGAGGGCUGAUCCGUUUUUUGAUGAGCAGGAGAACCACAGUCUGAUUGGUGUAGCUAACGUCUUUUUGGCCUGUCUGUUCUUCGACAUUAAGCUACAGUACGCAGUACCCAUCAUUAACCAGAAGGGGGAGGUGGCGGGGCGUCUGCAUGUGGAGGUAGAGAGGGUGAGUGGGACGCUGGAGGCAGAAGCAGGAGGAGAGGAGACUGACCGCAGCGCCGAGGGAGAAACACAAGAACGCAAACUAACCUGCAGGAUAAAGGUGACUCAGGCCAAUGGACUGCCUCAGCAUCUGUCCAACUUUGUGUUCUGUCAGUAUCAUUUCUGGGGUCAAGCUGAGCCAGUGUUUAUUGCCCCAGAGGUGGACCUGUCAGUCCCGUCCACUCCCAGCAGCAAAGACCCCCAGUGCCUGGUGGUGUUCGACAGCUGUAAAGAUUUGGAGGUGAUGGUAACUGAAGAUCUGAUCGAGUUCCUGGCUGAGGGAGCCGUGGCUAUAGAGGUUUAUGGGCACAAACUGGCCAACCCCCGUCGAAACCUGGCUCUGUGGGACCUGGGGGUGAUCCAGGCCAAAACCCGCUCCCUCAGAGAGAGGUGGAGUGAGGUGAUGAGAAGACUGGAGCUGUGGGUGCAGGUGCUGGAGCUGAAUGAGGGUGGAGAGUUUGUCCCUGUGGAAGUCGUUCCUGCUAAAGAUGUUCGCACAGGAGGAAUCUUCCAGCUCCGGCAGGGUCAAUCUCGGCGUAUCCAGGUGGAGGUGCGCUCGGUGCAUGACUCAGGUACCAUGCCCCUCAUGGUGGACAGUGUACUCAGUGUGUCUGUGGGCAAUGUGGAGGUCCGUCCAGUCCCCCGGGUGGGAGAUGAAGAAAUGGACAGCUAUCAGGAGAAGGAUUUGGAGCGAAUGAGAGCUCAGUGGCUGACAGCUCUCACUAAAAGACAGGAGUAUUUGGACCAGCAUCUACAGAAACUCGUCUCCAAACCAGAUAAGUCUGAGGAUGAUGUAGAGAGGGAGUCUCAGUUUUUGGAGUGUCGUUUGACUCUGACUGAGGAGAGGAACGCAGUGCUGGUGCCCUCUGCUGGCAGCGGCAUUCCUGGAUCUCCAGCGCAGUGGGUCCCUGUUCCUGGAAUGGAGACACACAUUCCUGUCCUCUUCCUGGAUCUUAGUGCUGAUGAUUUUUAUGAUGGCGUGUCUGUUCCGCCGGCUGGAGGUUUGGACGCAGUUCUGAGUGGAGAGGAUGAUGACGACUUCUUUGAGCUACAGAUUGUUAAGCACCGCGACACAGCAGUGAAAGCAGAGGCUUCGUGGGACUGUACGAUGCAUGAGUGUGCUGAGCUGAGUCGUGGUGGGGGUCCGGAGCAGCGUGUGUAUCUCACUGUGCGUGUGGUCGUCGUCCUCAGCCACCCAGCUCAGAUGCAGCUAGUCCUACGCAAACGCAUCUGCGUCAACCUCACUGCACGACAGGGAUUUGCUAAAAGCUUGCUGAAGCGGAUAUCUCAGCGGAGCACUAUCCCUGGCUGUGGGGUCACCUUCGAAGUCGUCUCCAACAUACCAGGGGACAUGCAGGGUCCGGAGGACACUGAGAUGCUGGCCAAGCUGGCAGCCAGCGCAGAAAAACCAGCAGAGGACAGCGAGGCGGCCAUAGAGAAGUACCUGCACAGCGUUCUAGCUGUGGAAAAUAUCCUCACUCUGGACCGACUCAGACAGGAGGUGACCGUGAAGGAGCAGCUUGCUAACAAAGGGAAAAAUCGCAGGCGCUGCCUGAGUUCCCCUAAUGUACACAGGCUGUCUGGAAGCAAGCAAGAUCUUUCCUUCAACCAUGAGCCUGGUGUCAAUAAAGGUGUUUGGGAGAAACACCAGGAUAUUUCUGCAGCACAUCCAUCUAUAAAAAGCACAUCAUCUCAUUCUGAACUGUCCCAAAGCCAGAACCCAGAGCCAGGACUUUCAGGACUGGCUGCUUCUUAUUUCUCCCCAGUUAAAGCGUUGGUGACACCAAUGCCCAAAAUGCUAAAGUCCCUGUUCCCUAAAAAAGAAGAGAAGAAAGACCUGAGUGCCCCUCCUGUCUUACAGCAGCAGGUGAUGUUCUCUGAGGUGGAUAAGGAGGAGCCUGAGAGGGACAGAGUAGUAGUGGUUGACCUGUUUGGGGGAGGUUCAAAUGUUCCCCGUAUUAUAGUCCAGUCUGCAAGUCUGGAGGACAACCUCAGUACUCCUAAACUGGCUCCUGAGGACAAUUCAGCUGCAAAGUUCACACCAGAGAACAUGGAAACUGCAGUGUUUUCUGCUUUAUCGUCUUCUUCACACGAGGAGCAAAGCUCAGCAACAGUGCAGGUGACCGAAGUGUCAGAUGUCCGCACAGAAAGGACACCUGAUAUCCAGACCCCAGUCACAGAAAGUCAAACAGAAGAUCUGCCUGUGUUUGUGGAGGUUUCAACUCAUGUUCAGUCUGAGACUGAGAACAUCACUUACAGCCCUGUUAGUUCUGCAUCUAGCGGCUACAUCUCCACCAGCAUCUCCACAGCAACUCUCUCAGAAGCCCUGGUCUCAAAUACGGAUCUACCAUGUGAGUUCAGCUUGGAGUCACCGGAACCACAGGAAACUCCUGAAACCGCAGACGAGAUGGAACCAGAGAAAGGCAGUGAUGCCGCUGUAGAGAUCAGCAUCACUCCACAGCAUGGGGCAGAGCAGGUCAGCCUUAAAGAGGAACAAUCUGAAAUAGCCAAGAUGCCUGACCAGGCAAUCCCAAAGUUUAUUCCUCAAGAAAGCACUACUAUUCCCAUCCUAACUUCUGCAGAAAAAACGACUACUUCACCAUCAGAAAUAACAUCUUCAUCUCUUUCUGACCUUGAGGCUUCAGCUCACACCACUGAUUUCAUUCCUUCAGAAGAGCCUCAACAAAAACCUGCGUCAUCACCAUCGACCUCUAUAGCACCACCAUCCAACCAUCCUGCUUCUCAGGCACACCUGGCUGACUCACCAGCCUCAGCUCCUGAAGCAGAUGCCCAAACCAGGGCCACAAAAUCCUUGGCGCAAAUAAAGACUCCAAGUCCCAAUCCUGAAGUAAGCCCACCACCAACACCAUCAGUAAAGCAAGAGCAGCCAGUUCAGCCACUUCGGUCCCAGACCUCCGCAUCAAACCCGUUCAAAAUCCAGAAGGUAAAGGCUUCAGGUUUGAAGUCCUUUAAAGGGAUCAUUCAUGAGGUGGAGGAAGAAGAGGUCAAAGAAACCAUCGAUCCACUGUCAGGUUUAAGUGACCCUUUGGAAAAGCUGGAGAUCCUUUCUGAUACAGAGGAGUUGCAUGAGGAAGGUCCCAUCCCCGACUGGCUGAAGGAGGAUGAAUAUGUGACAGUAGGCAACAACAAAAACGGCACAGUGCGCUACGUUGGGCCGACUGACUUUGCAGACGGCAUCUGGGUCGGUGUGGAACUCGAUGUCCCAGCAGGUAAAAACGAUGGCUCAGUGGGCGGCCGCUAUUAUUUCCACUGUAACCCCGGCUAUGGUGUUCUGGUGAGGCCGGACAGAGUCUCUCGUGCUUCAGGCACAGCUAAACGACGACGACAGAAACGCAAGCAGAACCUCUCGGGCUCCAGCCCCAACCUGGCAGCCCUGACUGCGCUGGCCAAAGGUGAGGGUCCUGGAGGGGCACGCAAAGGAGAAAACAGGAAGUCGUGGAACAGCUGAAUGAAAAGCUGAACAGAGCUGCUUUUCCAUCAGUCCUCACUACUGUUUCUGUUCUAAUGGCUACGUGCUGCUUCCCAUGAGUUUGGCAGGUGUAGCACUAGCCUUACACGAAGUCACUACACUGAAUGGCUGUCAAAUGCAACAAGCUAGUAGCACGGUAUUGCAUAUCAAGCCGAGGUGCCAUGCGUGCCAGCUCUGUCCUGAUGAUGGUUGAAUAUUGCUGCACUGAUCAGUAUUUUUUAUUUUUUAUUUUUUUAACUACACAGUGUGCCUUAAACGAUGGCUGUUUGCAUCAUAUGUAUUUUAUCUCAGCUUUUUGGUUCAUCUCAGGGACGUUUCAGAUGGAUCAUGAUUAUUCCAGGAGUCAGAAUGACUGCUGGAUGUUGCUUUUAAGGUUUGUGUGGUAUUUUAAACUGCAUGGGCUGUUUUCCCAGACAUGGAUUAGGAUUAGACUUGAACCAGUAGUGGUGGCAAACGUGCACACCUGCCGAAUAUUGGCAUCGUUUUGAGAGAUGAAUUCACUCAACCGUGAGUUUUAGGGUAAAGGGGACGGGGGAUCUACUGCCAGCUGACCGUUCACAGAAAGACUCCCUCCUCUCACCAAAACACAGCAGAGCGCCGGCUCACAGUCAUUAUUACGCCAACACACAGACAUUCAGCCAUCAGAGCCAAGAUAACGUUACCAACACAUCAAAACAUCGGCUUGGUUUCAUUUUCAGUUUCUUUUUUCCAACAGUUUCAUUGCCAAGUCGGUCGCUGCCUUUUCGAUUGCGUUUAUGUCUGUUGACUGUGGCCAAUAUGUGAGUUUAGGGGCCGUCUACAAAUCACGUCACAAUUAGUAAUCAUCAGGGCCGUUUUAGAGCCAGUAGAACACAAAUAGUGGCUUACAGUGGCCUCUAUUUACAAUAAAUGCAGUGUCUUAAAGGAUGCCUGCACCUUGGCCUUAUGAUCUUGGUAUGGUGAGCAACAGCUCUUUAACAAAUAAUGCCUAGAAAAUAUCAUUUUUUGACUAUUUGUAUUUGUAUACCUGCCUGUAAACCCAGGGUUCAACAACUACACAAUGUAUAGUGACCCACCUAAACCUAUAACUAAAAUAUUUUAUGCAUGAUUUUGAUUUGCCCACUCAGUCGAAUAACCAGCAUGCAUAUGUUGCAUUCUUUUUCCUGCUGUUGUUGCUCCAUAAUCACUGCUGUCUGCAGCAGUAGGGAAGCAGUGUAGGAGUGAAGCCAACGCAUCAGGCAUUUUAAUUUAUGAAGAGAAGGGAUCACCAAAACCUCUUCCAAGAGAUUGCAUUUACAUGUAAACCUAAAGCAGGGCCGAAAUGUCUUUAUGGCGAUUCAAUUUGUAUGUAAAAGAUAAAUGUAAAUGUAGGUCACGGUAAAUAAAAUCUGUUUAUAAAGUGGAAAGAUGAAUAAGAAUAGUGCACUGGUGUCUUUUCAUGGUGCAUUAUUUUCACCAGAAGCAAAGCAAAAAUAACCCCCAAAUUCUCAACAGUGAAUUUUAAGGCAAGGAGUGUAAAUAUUAGUAAACUAUUGGGUAAAGAUGCUUUUAACUUUUAAUCGAGAAAAAAAGUUUCUUUAGCAGAAAAUGUUGACAAUAGGAAAAAGACUAAAUUCAACAUUUAAUUUCAUUUUAGACUUAACUGUAGUAACGUUUUACUAAUAAGAAUGAAAGUUUAACGGUCAUUAUUUACAUCCAGUUGUCAUGUUGAAAUUCCGUUUUCCAUGGGAAUCCAUUUGAACUUUUAUUUCCUAUUUUUCUUAAUUAUUUUUCAAUAACUAAAUUUAAAAAUAGGAACAAUAAAAAUCAGUUUUGAAUAUGCAGAUAGAAUUUCAACAUGUCAAAUUACUCUUCACUCAUUUGGAGGCCAAACCUACUUUCCCCACUUGGGAGGGAGAUUUGUGAAACACCGACUCUGCUGCAGAAAGAAGAGGCAGGUUUAAGUUCAGUGCCAGUUAAAUCUGAAAUCCUGCUCAAGCGAGUCUUCCUCCUCCUCGGGGUCUCCUACAACAGAAGCUUAUCGGGGAAAAGAGUGGCCAGAGUGGUUCAGGCGUCAUUUCUUUUUCAGAAUUGUGUUCUAAAUCUCUACCAGCACACGCAAGUAAAUAAAGGCACGGUCACAUUGCGCCGUCUGCUCUUAACUACUCGAAAGUGUUCAAGUGGUGAAAUUUGUGUUUGUGUGGUUAUGAUGAGGCACGGCACCCCGCCCAUCCACACACCCAACACCACGGACCUGAACUGAACAGAAAUGGCAGUGAUGAUCCAUUUAGACUGCACUGGUUUAUUGGAGGUGGAUUAAACCUAGUCUUGGGACUAAUGCUAGUGUUAUUUCGCCAUUACAAAUCCCAUUUAGUCCAGCCUCAGACUUCAUCUAGGUCAGGAAUCCAACCAUAGACGUACCUUUUAGUCUACUCUAAAGCUUAAUCUGUGUCUGGGACACCAGCCCUUAGAUGGGAUUAAGCCUGGACAUGGGCUGAACAAUGGAAAUUCUACAUUUAAAACCCUGUGUAAUCCAGGACUAGUCUUAAUCCCAGUCUGGGAAGUCCGGCCCUGAACAUUAAGGGGAAUGAAACAGGCACUAUUCAGUGGGGGAUGCUUGGCUAGCUUUUUGAGUGUGUGCCGAUUUCGACGUGGUUACUGGGAGCUGUCUGGGUUUAAAACUUAUGUAAUAGGAUGUCAUGGAUUAUGUGAGCUGAAUGUGUUUAUGGGGGGUGAAUCAUACAGUAUAUAGAUUCAGAUAAACGUUUGAACAAAAGCUCAAAACCACCGCUGACCCCGUCUACAACAGAGAACACGAAAGCCUUCCUUUUAUACCUGAAACGUGAUUCCACGGAUCUCUCUGUGCGAUCCAGUUUAAGUAUUUUUACUUCUUUCUUUCAGAGAGUAAAAUCAACUUUAUUCCCAUGCCGUCACUGGAAAACUUGUUUGUCAUUUUUCUAAUUGAAUUCAAAUUCACAGCUGUGUGAGAGAAAAAAAAUCCCCAAAAAAAUCUUUAAAACGAUUUUGGUUUUAGAACAAUUUGGUUCGGAUGUGAUCGAGAGUGGGAUUCACAUGAAAGCAGCAUUUUUUUUCCCUUUAAGUAAUUUAUGAUGGUUUUUAUGCAUCUUGUCUAAUUUAUUCCUCAGAUGCUGUUGAUCUGUUUUAUUAAACACUAAAACGAAGCCUGUUCGGCUUUUUCUGCUGUGAGGUUCCGUUUGUGUCUCAUGAAAUCAUUAAAUUUUACGAUAUUGUUUUUUUUUUUCCUCAUUCAUCACAUUUUUUGGCACAGAACAAAGGCAGGCGACGAAAAAAUGAAAGCUCCGGUGGGUCUGUUCAUCAAUAUACCUUUAUUCUCUAGUAGAUACAAUACUAAAAUAAACACAAGUUUUAAAAAAAGUCAUUUUAAACAAAGAAACUGUACAAAAAAACGCUCAUAUAUACUACAGUUUAAUUACAGAACAGUCUACUGUCCAAAAAAGGCACUAAAUUCUUAAAUGGGACAUACAAUGAUUGAGAAGAAAACUUACUUGAAUUACUUGAAAUACAGUUAUUUAUUCGACAUUUUUAAGUUAUAGUUAUUGUAUUCUUUAUUAUACAUCAUUAUUGAAUCGCUGAUUUGUGAAGAGAGAUGCUUAUGGACAGAUGAAAGUGAAAACCCUGAAGACUGGAACACAAAGCACCCCCUGAUUAAAAGCUCAGUGAAUGGCUAAAUAUCACGACACUAGUGUGAGGCGUAGUGUUACGGUGCUGGAUGAGGUCUCAUGAAAUGGCUUAUAAAGCCCAGUAUAUUUUGGCACAGGUUUGCAUGUUUUGUUUAUUUAAGCUGAUUUAAAUCGAUCUAUUCGUUCCCAACCUCACAAACGCUAAAGCAAGGCUGCUCGACGGUUACGCUACAAUACGCGAUGGCAGCCUUUUCAAAGUUACAUGAUUAUAUGGGAUUUUAUUUUUCAAUAAGCUUCUCUCAGCUUUGCACAACGGACUGCCUUCCUCUUCACCAGCAUCCACGGAGAACAGGUCAGGCGUUGACUGCCGCCUUCCGCUCGUUUCAUAUUUCAUAUUUCAUAUAGGGGGUGCUUUGUUUUCUCAAAAUAUAUUUGAAUCCGACACACAAAGAGAGAGACUGCUCUUUAAGAAACAAACAAAA